Molecule: messenger RNA, 561 nt
Organism: Aureobasidium uvarum
Lineage: Eukaryota; Fungi; Ascomycota; Dothideomycetes; Dothideales; Saccotheciaceae
Source: the annotation of a GenBank genome assembly
AUGUCUCAGGAUAAACUUCCCCAGAUGGACGACUCUUGGAGUGACGGUCAGAACAACUCGGACCUACACCUCCGCCCACCGAUUUGUGACUGUGACCGGAAGCGUGUCAUCGAUCCUAUGAGGUUCAAGUUUAUACUCGAAGUAUCGGACCUCAGCGAAGCACCCGAGGCCACGCCAUUACCCCAUGAUGUCCACUGGCUUCCAUCUAAGCAUAGUGUUCUGAUCGAAAAGGCUCUCACAAAUCUCUAUCGUCGCCUCAACAGAAGAUACCCAGGACGCCCUCACUGGUACUUGCCAUGGCGCAAGCGUCAUUACCUCAACGUCGGGCUUGAGCUCUUCAUCACCUAUCGGGUGCCAUUCCGCGACCUUUAUCCUUACAGCACAAUCAACGGACCCAGAUACAUAUACAACACCAUCGAAGUCGAUGAAGCCAGUUGGCCGAAUCUCAUCCCUAUGUUGCGCUCUCGGGAAUCGGUACAGGCCAAGUUUUCUGUUCACUGGUGGAUCGAAGGCGAGCGUAUGGUCGACGAUGUAGAAUGUUGGAAGGACGCUGGCUCCUGA